Salvia splendens (bonfire salvia) is the source of this 2042-nucleotide messenger RNA. RefSeq lists its product as uncharacterized. Bases 1278 to 1817 code for a protein of 179 amino acids. Lineage: Eukaryota; Viridiplantae; Streptophyta; Magnoliopsida; Lamiales; Lamiaceae. The record is from RefSeq and is a predicted model, not a curated record. The transcript has a single exon.
CUGCAGUAGUGUGUGUAGGCCCCAUUCCAAUUGGGGUCUUGGUGAUCACUCUACCCUGCCAAGUUUAAAGUGGUGUGAUAGUCUAUCUUCAGCAUUUCCAUUUGGGGUGUCGGAAGAUAUUAUUAUCCAUCUGAACUAACUUCUAACACCAACUUAUUCCGGAUACUCAUAAUUGAUUUGGUGUGUUUGGUAUUUGAUUCUGAUCCUCAUUCUUUGCUCAAGCCAAGAAUCACAAAUUUUGAUCCUGGAUGACAUUGUUCUUCCUUCCCAACUAAUGUGUUCAUAUCAUACACAACCAUCAAGGGACCAUACUCAUCACCAUCCACUCCAUACUUUUGACCCUCUCUAAAAACACCCCUUUUUCUCCCAACUUACAACUCUGGAAACAACUGGAUUUGGAACAUCUGACAAAUUACAAGUGACAACUUUAAUGUCUUGCAACAUUUGUGUGAUGAGAUCUUGUACAUGGAAAUGAUAAUUGAGUGCGCUCUCUACCUAUAUGUCAAUGAGUAGUGUGUAUAAUUGAAGGGUGAUAGGGAGUGUGUAUAAGCCUGGUAUGUUGGUGGAUUUAAAUGCCAAUUAACUGGAUUUGGCGUCUGACAAAAAAUACCUCUUUCUUAUGGGACACCUUGCCUCUUUUUGUAAAGAAGCCGCAUCAUAAUACUAGCUUCUUCUCCUGCUACUCCAUGUGCUAUGUCACCACUCCAAAUUUAUUCUCUAGUGAAUGAAUACCGACAAAAUAAGUUACUCCCUCCGUCCCAGAUAAUUUGUCCCAAUUUUCCAUUUCAGUUCAUUCCACAUAAUUUGUCCCACUUUAAAAUUACCAAAAAUGGACAUAAAAAACCACUCCAUUCACCCACCCCACCACUCAAUGUGAGACCCCUUUCCACUACAUACCUUCAUUUAAUACAAAGUCAAACAAUAUUUCUUAAAACCCGUGCCGGGUCAAACUGAUCCAAAUUAUCUGGGACGGAGGGAGUAAUAAAUUAAUUCCAAGUAAACAUACCACAUAUAUAUGUUGCAAUAUUCACCUUACCUUACCUUACCUUAUAAAAUAGAAGGAUUAUAUGAUCAACAACCUAUUCUUCGAUCUCAAGAUUUUCUCUUCCUUUGGAUCUUCUAAGUAAUCUUGUCUGAAUAUAAUUACAUAACCAAGUUCCAGGCAAUCUCACUUUCACUUUCCCCAUCUUCCACACACGUAUUCUUGCAUGGGGUUUACAAGUAGACUCAUCAAUCCCAUUUCAAAAGCCCAAAAUCAUCAUUUAAUUUGCUAAAUCAUGAAUUCUCUCUUCUCAUUCGUCACCACUCUCUACACUCUCCUACUCCUCUACUUCCCCUCUCACUUCUACCGUUUCCUUCUCUCUCCCGCUCUAUUCUCCACUUUGAUUCUAUUGCUUUAUCUUCUCCGCCUCGGCGCCGCCCAAAGAUCUACCCACUCCGACUCCACGCAACCGUUAACUGAAGAAUUCCGCGAAUCUAGGGGAAAAUUCCGGAGCGACGGAUCCGAUGAGAAGAAGGAAACGAGCCAUUUGUGCGCGGAGUCGUUCGUGGAGUGGGACGUCCGAGCGCCGCUGGAGGUGAUAUACGAGGAAUACGAGGGAGAGGACGAUAAUUCGGAGUCGCAGAUGGAUUCGAUCCGCCGGUACGCAUCGCUCUCGCUGUUUUACCCGGAGUCCGACAGCGACGCUUCGUGGGAGGGGGAUUUCGCGGCCUGGGAUGGAGAGGGGUUGAUUGAGAUCACGCUGGAUGAGAAGAGGAGGAGUUGCGACUUUGAGGAUGAUAAUCUCAUCGAGAUCAAUCUCUCGCCGGAAAGAUGACGUGGAAUUCGGAGGGGAUUCAUUAACCCUUAGUUUUCCUAAAUUGUGAUGAUGAUUAAUUAAAAGGAGAGACGUUUCCUGGGGUUCUGGGUUUUAGAAUUGUAUUACAACAAGGAUUAACGCGUGGUUAAUUGCUAAACCCAAAGCUUCCUAAUGAUGAGGAGCUGAUUUUUGUAUUUACCAGUGUGCCCUCACAGGCAUAAUCCAAUUUUCCUUUUCAUUUAA